Molecule: messenger RNA, 1218 nt
Organism: Alnus glutinosa
Lineage: Eukaryota; Viridiplantae; Streptophyta; Magnoliopsida; Fagales; Betulaceae
Exons: 5
Coding region: 191-949 (252 amino acids)
Biological process (GO): snRNA export from nucleus
Source: RefSeq, a predicted model, not a curated record
UGUGAAACUAUUCUCCACGCAGCCGAAGCUAAACCUCAUUCCCUUACUGCUCAGUGCUCGCCACCGUCUGUCACUUUUAAAAUCCAGAGCAACAAAGCGCACUGUUACUCAAAUUCUUAGAACCAUUCGCUAUUUUGAUCAGCGACGGAGUGCGUCUCAAUUCCCUAGCUUCAAAGCUAUUUCAGUUUUGAUGGAGGGAGGAGACAGCAUAUUAGAAGCCAUCUAUGAAGAGGAUUACGCGGAGGACAUUGAUGAUGUUGAGAUGCUUGAUGUCGAAGAAGAGUUGGAGAAGCCCAAUUCCCCAAAUGAAAAGGGACUAAGCAGUGGUGGAGAUGUGAAUUUAGCAAGUCAAGGAUGUCAAAGUAAAAACAGCAAAAGAAGAGCAAAUAAGAAGAAGAAUAAGAAAAAGAAGGGUGGCGCGGGGCCGAAAGUUACAGACAUAAACAGGUUUGUCUUAGAUACAUGUAAGCGUCUGAGAGAGAAGAAAUCGUACAUGAUAUAUGCGGCUGUAGGUUGUUUGGGAGUUUCUGCAUUAAGUGAUCUUGUCAAAGAGGUGGAUGCGGUUCAGGCUUGUGGAGGUCAGAUGACUGCCGAUGGCGGACGCUUACGAACAGGUGGUGGUAUAUUAUGGCGUGUCAUCAAAGCUCGAGACCCAAAAGCCUACAAAGAAAUAAUGAAAAAGGCGAAAGAGUUUGAGAAGCAAUUCAAGCAACCAAAUAUUAGGCGAGAAAUGGGGCAAAAGAAAGAGGAUGUUUCACCUGGAACUGUCAUGAAUGGGCCGCCAGUCAAUUUUUCAGAUGGUUCCCAACUUAUAUCUGAUAUGCAGAAUCAACCAGAGCAGUCGAAUACUACCGAUAUUAAACGAAUAUCUGUUCAUAACAGGUUACGGAUACCUGUCUCAUAUGAUGAUAACCUUCUUGGUGAAGAUCCUGGCAAUGAAGCGACUUGAUUUUGGGCAUUGGAAACAUUCAGGGAUGAUUGUUGGUUUUUAUGCAAUUGGUGGAACAAAAUGUUUUGACGCAUUUGGCACGAUUGAAGAAUUCCUUGGAGGCAACUAUUAGUUUUCCCCUCGUAAAAGAGCAGCUCUCAAUUACCUAUUUCUUGGUUCUCAACCGAUAUUUAUUUAUUUUGUUGAAAGCAAUUGUGACGGGUAUUGCUUUUCCACCCAACUUGUUUUUGAAAUAACACUUGCUAAUUUAAUAUGAAUUCAACAUGAAA